Molecule: messenger RNA, 1116 nt
Organism: Ostrea edulis (European flat oyster)
Lineage: Eukaryota; Metazoa; Mollusca; Bivalvia; Ostreida; Ostreidae
Exons: 3
Coding region: 1-999 (332 amino acids)
Source: RefSeq, a predicted model, not a curated record
AUGAAAAUUCAUGCAAAACGCUUUGGCAAUGAAGGGCAUGGUAUAACCACAGCUGAGGAGUUGAAAAUUGCCCUCGAGAGUUACGGUGGCAUUCAAGAUUCACAUGUGUACACGGCUGAAGUCAAUUUCGAUCAUCAGAAUGUGAAAAAAUGCUCUAUUCCUGGCAUCAACAUGUUUAAUAACUUCAGAUUUGAAGAAACUGGUAUACGAAUGUGGCUUGGAUAUGGUAUUGGAGAGGGAAAAUUCGUUUCUUAUAACAGUUUAUCAGCUACCUCUCAAGGAGACACAAAUCUUACAAUUUUGGAGCAUCCAAUGGUGACAAAAAGGGGUAACACUUGCCAAAGGAAAAGAAAGUUCAAAGAAACUCUCCCAAAUCAGGAGGAAGCUUCUAUACAUGUGGUAAAUGAAGUGAUGGAUGUUGAGGAUGAAGUCACAGACGUGGUAGAUGAAUACACAUGUGGUGAAUGUGGUGUUGCAUUUACUUCUCUGAAAGACUAUAACAUCCAUCAAGACAUCGGCAACCACAAUAUGACAUCAUCUGACCAUGUGAAAAUUCUGUGGACCAGGAAAUGUGUUGGCAUCAAAGAGAAAGUCACCAAGCAUCCCUCUCUUAGUGAAAUAGAAAAUGCAUGUGCCCAGAGAAGUUUAGUGAAGGGCUGGGCUCUCAAAGGCAAAAGAACCAGUAAACGGUUCAAUAAGAAGGUUAAGGACUUUGUUGCUCAGCUCUUCGAAGAAGGAGAAAGGACAGGGCGUAAAUAUACACCAACAGAGGCUUCAAAGAAAUUAAGAACAGCAAGAGAUGAGGAUGGAAGCAGAACAUUUUCACCAGAGGAAUGGCUGAGUUCCCAGCAAGUCCAGGGACUGUUUUGUAGAUUUGACAAAAAAUCAAAUUUUGUUGUUGAACCUAAAGAAGAGACUGAUGAAGACUUGAAUGACAUUAUUCAUGAAAUUGCAUGUCAAGAAAAUGAAGAUAAGCUAAUACAGUCAAUUUGCAUGUAGAAUAUAAUAGUCCCAAGUAAUGCAUCAAACUGCAUAUUAGUACAGAAAUACAAACAUCAGUUGAUAUAUACUUUAGAUUCCUUAUUUUAUGCGAGUACUUAAUAUGGCGAAAUUAUU